UACUGGCAGACAAGUGGGAGAGAAACGUCAGAAGAGAAAUUACGGAAGUUCAGCUGAGCUGAAGGAUAGAAGAGUAGGGAAAACAGGUUGAAAAUGAGUUACAACACGCAUCUCACGGAGGAAUGCCCGUUAACCAAGGAGAAGAAUUACAAGUACAAACUAUGCAACUACUGCGGCAAUGGAUUACAGUUAAUUAUUGCCUGCUUCGUUGUGUUAACCAUUGGCAUUACCACUAUGCUGGUGUUGCAGAUUCUUUAUACCGAAGAUAUACCGCAGAGUAGACUUCAUGGUAUCCAUGGAGCAGUUGCUACCGAUUAUUCAAAUUGCUCUCAAAUCGGCACUAAGAUACUGAGAAAAUUGGGCAACGCAGUGGACGCUGCAGUGGCCGCGACUAUUUGCAUGACCGUAGUAGCACCUCACAAAACCGGCCUUGGCGGAGGUGGUUAUAUGAUGAUACACAAAAAUCACACCCAUCCAAUUAUUAUCGAUUUUGCAAGUAAUACAACUGAAGGCUUCUUCGCGAGAGCUGAGAUUCGUCUGCCAGCCCUACUACGGGGAUUAGAAUUCGCUCAAAGAUCACACGGCAUCUUGCCAUGGCGCGACAUCGUAGAACCUUCCGCCAAGUUAGCGCGGGAAGGAUUCGUCGUAUCCAAAGAUUUUGCGGACGAAGUCUCGAAAAAUACGGAUUACGGAACGCUUUAUGGCCCUUUGAAUCCGGGUGACACGUUGCAAUUACAGGAACUCGCGAACACGUUAGACAUUAUAGCGGAGCAUGGCGCAGGAGCAUUGUACAAUGGCACUUUGUCGUACAAGAUUCUGCGCAACGAUAUCCUAAGCGGGAAUUUACUGCAGCAGUUGGCAAGUUACGGGCCUACCGUUGUAGCUGCGGAAAGCUCGACGUUGCAUCAUCAUGUGAUUUACUAUCCGUCUCACGCAAGCUCUAUACGAUCGGUGGUCGAGGCAUUGGAGGACCUGCCGAUUUUUGCGGGAAAUGCGUCCACGAUUGAGUCGCAAGCUCUCGUUGCUCAGACAUUGACGCAAUUGCAUUUGUUGUUCUCGCAAAAUACCCAACACGUCAAGAGAGAAACAUACACCGGAGUGAUGGCGAUGGACUGGCAAGAUGCGUACGUCUGCGUCCUAUCCGGUUUAGGUUCACCUUUGGGGCUCGGAAAUAUGACAGCCGCUGGGUUUCUGUUAGAUAAGAAUGUCGAUGACAACACUCUGUUGUCUACAUUCGUUCCUGUACUUUUCCACCAUGAGAAAGCGAGAUGCGGCUUACGUGGAGUAUUCGGCUCGGAUGACGCUUUUCUCAACGGGCAGAUCCUGUAUAAUCUUAUCGUGCGCAGCUUGAGCGUUUCUGCCGCGAUAGAAUAUCCCAGAUAUUAUUACGUUUCCGACGGUAUGGUAAUUGAGAAUAAUCAGAGACACUCGAUGGAGGCCGCUUUGCGGGUUCGAUUGCAGCCCCUGAUAUCGUCGUUGCCUACUGACAAUAAUUUACUCAUCAAGAGUGUAAAUGCGAUUAUCAAAAGGAAGGACUCACUCUCGAGUCACUCCGACAGUCGUGGAAAUGGAAUUGCGUCGCGAUUUUAAAUGUGUGUGAUGACCCAGAUACUGCACCUGAGAUCGAGAAUCUUGAUCGGAGACUGUGAUAUUAGAAGGUAACUCCAGCUG
Messenger RNA from Dinoponera quadriceps, 1671 nucleotides. Its product is annotated as gamma-glutamyltransferase 7-like. NCBI's taxonomy places the organism in Eukaryota, Metazoa, Arthropoda, Insecta, Hymenoptera, Formicidae. Gene Ontology annotation, molecular function: glutathione gamma-glutamate hydrolase. Gene Ontology annotation, biological process: glutathione catabolic process. The transcript is spliced from 9 exons. Bases 94 to 1590 code for a protein of 498 amino acids. Gene Ontology annotation, cellular component: plasma membrane. The record is from RefSeq and is a predicted model, not a curated record.